Molecule: messenger RNA, 882 nt
Organism: Aureobasidium pullulans EXF-150
Lineage: Eukaryota; Fungi; Ascomycota; Dothideomycetes; Dothideales; Saccotheciaceae
Exons: 1
Coding region: 1-882 (293 amino acids)
Source: RefSeq, a predicted model, not a curated record
AUGUCUUUUCUCGAGCUUCCACUAGAGCUUCGUCUCAUCAUCUAUGAAUAUGCAGCAGUCGAGGGAGCAGCCGUCACAAUCGGAGCUUGCGAGCUGACGGGCACUGGUCCCGAUCUUGUUCACCGACAAUACGGCGACAAACGCGCCCCUUUACCAGGCCUGCCUCCUCUCCACGAACCCGUCAUCCUCGAGGGCUAUUCAUCUCGCCUCCUCUCAAUCUCAGACCCCGCCCGCAUCGACGUCUCAUCAGCACCAAGGCCUCAGGACUAUCUCGGCGAGACACACCAUUCGACUUUGUCCUCACUCUUCCUGCUCAACCACCAAGUUCAUGCCGAACUCAGCACCCACUUCCGCGUCAAGAACAACAGAAAAACAAGCCUCUUCAUACAGUUCCCGUUGGGCCUACAUGUCUUCAAGACGAAAUGUCCGGACUUUUUCCGCCAGGCACGCAGCAUACACAUCGCGGGCAGCUAUCCCAAGUCCGUGACUGCAGAACAACCGCUGCACCUGGAACAACUCGCACAUCUCGUAUCAGCCACACUAGGCAAGGCGCCACGCUACCCGAUCGAAAAGCUUGAAGCACGCAUCUACUUCCCAGGCAACGAUUCAUACCCUCGCGUUUGGGACGACAGCAGUCCCGCUUCCGUCAUCUUGCGCAACGUUUGCGGCGGGUUCAUCGACAUGGAAGUCGCUAGAGGUAGACAUGGCACAGGCAUUUACGUAUCAGUACGACCACACCCAGAACACAAGAGAGUCAUAUCCACUGUCUGGAGAAGGUUGGUCGAGGGCGACAGUGGCCAGCCAGACUGCGGCGAUUGGGCUGUAGACAAGCAGUGGCCGGAGUGGAACACCGAGUUCACUCCCUCUUCACCCUUGCCUUGA